GUUGAGUGGAUGUUUAUUAAACAAAGACUGAGGUUCUAUUUAUUGACAAGAAAUUGGAGUACUCCAAGAAUCUCCUUGUGAAUGGCCAUCACCGACUUCAAGGCACUCGACCUUGACCUUACCCCAGCGGUUUGCUAUUUGGAAGUCCUGCCAGCGAACGCACAGUUGUCUUUGGAGCAGAUCACACACAAACUGUGCUGGCUACUGGCUGUGAUAGGCAUGUUCCGCGGAGACGACAUAGCCUGCAUCGACAUCACCCACGCGCACUUUCGAGUCACCCCACAAGUGGCGAUCCUCCCCGUGGUCUUGCCCAAAGAGAAGCGACGUCAUGGACGGAUCCGCAAGUUCACAACCAUACAGGCGCAUACCAACGUAGCCCUUUGCCCGAUGGCGACACUGCAAGAGUACAUUUCUCGCCUGCCAUCUGAGGAGGAUUUAAUACCUCACCAUAAGGACUCGAGUCUCGAGUAAAAGCUUGAUACGUAGGUGAUUCUCUUCGAGCGGACGCAAAAGUUGACCCACAUGCCCCUUCUAACCACGCAUACAAUGCCUGACGGCAGAAGUCACCAAGCUCUCAUCGAAUCCAACAUCAGGCCACUCUUCAUCCGAUUUUGUCAGAUCAUCCAGAGUCUUUUCCUGGAAGACGGACUUCAUCCUCGCGGUUGCUUUGAAGGGCACCAAUACCCCUAGCAACGCUACAACAUCCGUGACGUCCGUAAUCCGAAGCUCAUUUUUGUGAAUUGCGGCGAC
Molecule: messenger RNA, 750 nt
Organism: Gamsiella multidivaricata
Lineage: Eukaryota; Fungi; Mortierellomycota; Mortierellomycetes; Mortierellales; Mortierellaceae
Exons: 3
Coding region: 82-471 (129 amino acids)
Source: RefSeq, a predicted model, not a curated record